This is a messenger RNA of Penicillium oxalicum, 672 nucleotides long. Its product is annotated as RNA-binding protein. Lineage: Eukaryota; Fungi; Ascomycota; Eurotiomycetes; Eurotiales; Aspergillaceae. The record is from RefSeq and is a predicted model, not a curated record. The coding region runs from base 1 to 672 and encodes 223 amino acids. Gene Ontology annotation, cellular component: nuclear speck. The transcript is spliced from 5 exons. Gene Ontology annotation, biological process: mRNA splicing, via spliceosome. Gene Ontology annotation, molecular function: RNA binding.
AUGUCUCGAUCUGGCACCACUCUCUAUGUCACAGGCUUCGGCCAUGGCACUCGUGCCCGCGACCUUGCCUACGAAUUCGAACGUUAUGGUCGCCUUGUGCGCUGCGAUAUUCCUGCGCCUCGAACUCCUUCAAGCCGACUCUUUGCCUUUGUUGAGUAUGAGAGCCGCCGUGACGCCGAUGAUGCCUAUCAUGAGAUGCACAACAAACGAAUUGGCCGCGACGAUCUCUUGAAGAUUGAGUGGGCGCGAACUCCCCCUUCAGCCUCUUGGCGAUUCGAUUCGGGUCGGGAUCGCCGUCGUGAUCGCACUCCUCCUCGCCGAGGCCGUUCUCCCUCCCCCCGUCGCAGCCGCGGUGAUUACUCGCCCCGACGUGAUGACAGAUAUGAACGGGACGCCGACCGCCCCGACCGCGACCAUGAUCGCCGCGAUCGGGACCGCGACCACGACCGUCGGGAACGCGAUGACCGCCGUGACCGCGAACGUGAGCGUUCUCGCGAUCGCUCCCGCAGCCCCGAAGACCGGGACCGUGACGUCAAGGAGGAUCGUGAGAGACGUGAAGACGACCGGGAGCGUCGGGAGGAGGAACGCGACGCCAUCCCUAAUGGCGAUGACAGGAAAGUACCCCUGGACCCCGUUCCUUCUGCUCACGACGAGCUCGACACUGCUGAGUAG